CGCUGCACAAUAUUGACACAAAAACAAGGCUAAUUCAACGCUAAUAGUGAAUCGUUUCAACUUGAUCCGUCCCUACUUGCAAAGAAAUAUGACAACAGCAACAUCGAACCAGGCACCCGUGUUUUUCUUUGAUUGUGACAAUUGUCUCUAUCACAAGAAUCUCGGUAUUCUCACCAUGAUGAGAGAAAGAAUUGUCAAGUACAUCAAAGAUCUCGGUAUCCCUGAGGAGGAUGCCAUUGUUUUACGUAAUCGCUACCACUUGGAUUACGGUCUUGCUCUUCGAGGUUUACUGAAACAUCACCAGGUGGAUCCCAUUGACUAUGACGAGAAAGUGGAUCAAAGCUUGCCUUUGGAAAGCGUGAUGAAACCUGAUCCGGCCCUUAAGGAUAUGCUGAGCAAAUUAAAGAUGAAGAAGUGGGUGUUUACCAAUGCCUAUCAACCUCAUGCUACUCGUGUGCUCAAUAUCUUGGGCAUUGCCGAUGAAUUUGAUGGCAUGACCUUUUGCGACUACCGUAUUCCCAACUUUGAUUGCAAACCCGAGGUUUCCUUUUACCAUAAAGCAAUGGCCCAUGCAGGUAUCAGCGACCCCACUCUGUGCUACCUGGUAGACGAUUCCGCUGCCAACAUUGACGCCGCCAAGCAACUUGGAUGGAAAACGGUGCACUUGGCCGAUGACGCAUCACAGUCCCAUCAUGGAGACUAUCAAAUUGAGGAUAUCCACGAGUUACCCAAUGUAUUACCAGAGUUGUGGAAGUGAUUUCAAUGAUAGAGACGAAUUGUAAAUUGGCAGUAUAUUUGGUUUUUCUUGGUAGAAUGCAAUAACAUGUUGAAAAAUGCAAUGAGUCUUCCUUUUCUUUUUUUUUUUCGUCAUACAACUGUUUUUUUUUAAUCUACCAAGAACCAGG
Radiomyces spectabilis is the source of this 905-nucleotide messenger RNA. Its product is annotated as pyrimidine 5'-nucleotidase. Bases 89 to 757 code for a protein of 222 amino acids. The transcript has 9 exons. The record is from RefSeq and is a predicted model, not a curated record. Gene Ontology annotation, molecular function: nucleotidase activity. NCBI's taxonomy places the organism in Eukaryota, Fungi, Mucoromycota, Mucoromycetes, Mucorales, Radiomycetaceae. Gene Ontology annotation, biological process: pyrimidine nucleobase metabolic process; nucleotide catabolic process.